Funneliformis geosporum is the source of this 133-nucleotide messenger RNA. The record is from the annotation of a GenBank genome assembly. NCBI's taxonomy places the organism in Eukaryota, Fungi, Glomeromycota, Glomeromycetes, Glomerales, Glomeraceae.
AAAUCGACAUGAAGGAAUUGAAUCAAGAAUUCUCGAUUGUAUUGGAUGGAUUGAUACACCUGCUGAAGAAAUUAUUCACCAAUACUUCGACAAUAACUGUCAACGAAUUAAUGAUAAAAAUUUGAAAAGUUAG